Messenger RNA from Fonsecaea multimorphosa CBS 102226, 636 nucleotides. RefSeq lists its product as uncharacterized. The record is from RefSeq and is a predicted model, not a curated record. NCBI's taxonomy places the organism in Eukaryota, Fungi, Ascomycota, Eurotiomycetes, Chaetothyriales, Herpotrichiellaceae. The transcript is spliced from 3 exons. Bases 1 to 636 code for a protein of 211 amino acids.
AUGGCUGCGCCGCCAGAGAUCACUUGCACCAAUCUAUCGGGCAAGUUCGUCAUGAACAAAUCCCUUUCGGACGACAUCGACUCCAUGCUCGCUCUUCAGGGCGUGAGCUGGCUCACUCGAACCGCAAUCAGCCUGGCUACAGUCGUCCUUACCAUCAAAGAAUACAAGCAAGAUGAUAUCUACCAUGUUGACAUCAAGUCUGUGGCUUCGGGCCUUUCAACGACUCAAGAGAACCGCACGCUGGACUGGCAAGAGCGAGACCACCAUGAUCGCAUCUUUGGGAACUGCCGGGGCAAGUCAAGACUUUGGAAGACAGGCGAAUACAAAAUGGAAGGCCCGGGUACACAAGAGGAUGCAGUGUUCUUGGAGGCCCACAAACUCAAGGACGGUAAGACAGAUUCCAAGUUCCUGGACGACGAACACGUUCAGAGCUGGGUCAAGAACAUGGACCAGGCUGGCUGGCAGGCGGAACAGAACUGGGGUUUUGAAGAUAUCAAUGGUGAACGACGAUACACCCGACGAGUUUUGGUCUGGAAAGGCGGCGAGUUUCGAAGAGCCCGCCUCGUAUAUGACUACCAAGGACAGGCGGAGAAGAAGGAAGACGACGAUGACGGCCUGGCAUAUGGUGAGGAAUGA